This is a messenger RNA of Lentinula edodes (shiitake mushroom), 1371 nucleotides long. Its product is annotated as TLC domain-containing protein. The coding region runs from base 1 to 1251 and encodes 416 amino acids. The transcript is spliced from 10 exons. Gene Ontology annotation, cellular component: membrane. NCBI's taxonomy places the organism in Eukaryota, Fungi, Basidiomycota, Agaricomycetes, Agaricales, Omphalotaceae. Gene Ontology annotation, biological process: ceramide biosynthetic process. The record is from RefSeq and is a predicted model, not a curated record. Gene Ontology annotation, molecular function: sphingosine N-acyltransferase activity.
AUGCUUGUAAUUUCACGCUUGUUUCAGAUAAGUUCUAGGCAGGACCCAGCUCACCAUCUCGCUGGUCCUUUCUUGCCGCAAACUCCUAUAGGCUCUCUCACACCAGAGAGAAGCAAUUCUCCCGAUAUCAGACGACGACACCAACCGCGCGCUGUAGAUCCUUUUCUCCGUUGGGCCGUAGUCCCAGUGGCCUCAUUAAAGGUGCUCCUUGUACCAAUCAUCCUCUAUGUCAAUUGGGAGUUUGUAUAUCCCAUCUUCGUUCAGUUUAUUCCCCAAGGAAACACCUACCUCUCCUCCGACCUCCCUAAUCCAUUCGCCCAAUUCUUUCUCCUUUCACAUCCUGUUCCUUCCUUAGAUGAGGAAAAUCUACGCUAUCAGAAAGGCUGGUCCGACCUCCUUUUUAUUGCGUAUUAUGUUGUGUUUUGGUCAUUUAUACGUCAAUCUCUCUCUUUCUACGUGUUCCAACCUAUGGCGCGUUAUUUCGGUAUUAGAAAGCACAAGCUGGAUCGUUUCGCAGAACAGGGGUAUGCCAUGAUAUACUUCGGUAUCAUGGGUGCUUGGGGAUACCGUAUCAUGGGCCAACUUCCUACUUGGUGGUACCGUACCGAAGCAUUUUGGAUAGACUAUCCUCACUGGAAUAUGAUACCAGAGCUCAAACGGUACUAUCUCAUGCACAUGGCGUAUUGGAUACAGCAACUCCUUGUUCUUGUUCUGGGCUUGGAGAAACCACGUCAAGACUAUUACGAACUUGUGGCUCAUCAUAUUGUCACUAUAUGGCUCGUCGGCUGGAGUUAUCUCAUCAACCUCACCCUCAUCGGAAAUGCCGUAUAUAUGAGCAUGGAUAUACCAGACGCAUUCUUUGCUUUUUCGAAAUUACUCAACUACCUCCGCGCAGAGCGCGCCAAAGUCGUCUCGUUCAUUAUUUUCAUCUUUAUUUGGACGUACUUCCGCCACAUCCUCAACUUCUAUAUUCUCUACUCCGUGUGGUUUGAGUAUGACUUGAUCCCUGAUUCCUCCAAAGUAUGGAUAUGGGCCAAUGGAACUUACCUUAACUGGUGGAUGAAGUAUCAGGUGUUCACGCCCCUACUUCUCCUUCAAUUCUUGAAUCUCUUCUGGUACUUCCUGAUCAUGCGUGUUCUUCGCCGAGCUAUAGUUGGUAGCGAGGUCGACGAUGUACGUUCGGAUGAUGAGGAUGAUGGAGAAGAUGAGGAUGAGGACAAGCCUCUUUCUCAAUCCAAAAAGGACAAAUAGAGCUUAUUAGCAACUACAUGAUGUGAUCAACUGGAUUCAAUUUGCGAGUUUCGUCAAUUAGCUCUAACCUGGCCUUGGACUAUUGCAAUAUCUUCUGGAUUGUUGGCGUGCUAAGUCUAC